Messenger RNA from Ordospora colligata OC4, 1488 nucleotides. RefSeq lists its product as uncharacterized. The record is from RefSeq and is a predicted model, not a curated record. The transcript has a single exon. NCBI's taxonomy places the organism in Eukaryota, Fungi, Microsporidia, Ordosporidae. The coding region runs from base 1 to 1488 and encodes 495 amino acids. Gene Ontology annotation, molecular function: protein binding.
AUGGGAGAUCAUGCCUAUAAAAAGAAGGAAUCGAGUGCUUAUGAUGUGCUGAAUAUGCUGGUGUAUGAUUAUCUGAUGAAGAUGAACUAUGAAGGAUCUGCAAAAAUGUUUUGUAGUGAGGCAGGCCUUGGGGAGUUUAAGUCGAAUGAGGGGGCACCUGUCCUUGCACAGUGGUAUUCGGUAUUUCACGAGAUUUCUGCAGUAAGGUCUGGCUUUUUGUCGAACUCUCAAGACCUUGCAAGGAUCGAGGGGAUUAUGAUGAGGCUUGAGAAUGAAAAGCGGCGGCAGCAGCAAAUAGGCAAGAUGGAUGGAGCAGUUGGAGGAUAUGGAAGAGGAAUGGAUGCAUAUAAGAGGCAGUCUAUGCCUUAUCAGCAGCAAUAUGAUCAAAGAAAGAUAUAUGGACAGCAAACGCCUCCAAGCUCCGAGGGAAUGUCUGGAUUUUAUGAUCCAAGAAAGCAGAUGCCUGGUGGGUACAGGAUGCCACACAUGAGUACCAGGCAGAAUUGGUUCGAUGAGCAGAAUACGAUUGGAUCAAAACCUUCUAGAAGGCAUGUAGAUGAACGGUCAGAUGUACUAGAAUCAUCAAUGGGCCAUACUUUAGCAGAGCGUCAGCAUACUGAUGGAAGUAUUGGAUUGAAGGAGGUAAUGUGUUUUGUACCUGGAGAGGCUACGAUUAUUUGCAGUGCGGUUGCACAAGAACACAAAAUGCUGAUUGUCUCAUUUUCAAGCAAGACCAUAAUGGUAGUGAAUCUACUGUCUGGAAAAACCGAGUCCAUGAUAGAAACGAUUGAGCAGGUGCAUGAUAUGAAGAUAAAAGAGUAUGAGGAUCAGGUUGUUAUUGUGUGUGGAAUUGGAGGGAAUGAUCUCUUGAUUUUAAGGUGCGAAAUGAAGGGAGGAGUGCAUCUGGAGAUUUCAAAUGUGCUGAAGGGGCAUAAUGCGCCUAUAGUUAGUUAUGAGGUUCUUGAUUUUAUUCACUCACUGGACAGUGCAGGAAUUAUGAGAAAAUGGAACAUGAAUGGAGUUUUUGAGCGAGAGGAGGUCCUGAGCGGAGAUAUAGCUCACAUAUGUUGCAUUUCUGAAGAUAAUUUUAUGUUUGCAGAUAAAAAUCGAGUGUAUGUGUAUGACUUUGAGCUUAACAUUGAGAUGAUGGAGAUCCUAAAGGGACAGGUAACUGAGAUUAAGAGGAUUAAAGAAGGGUUUAUUAUAGUGUUUAAUAACCAGGCAAUAUGGCUGGACAAGAGGGUUCAGAAAGUGAAGACACUGAGCAUAAAUGAGGGAGUUAAGACUGCGGCGUUGAUUGAUGGGAAUCUUGUAGUUGCAUCAUUCCAGAACGUUUGGUUUAAUAACGGAAAAUCGUUGAGUAGAGUUAAGCUUCAUGAUACAAAUGUAAUAGGACUUGAAUGUGUAAAUGUGUUUAGAAAGUCAAGCAUUGUUAGCUGUAGUGCUGGUGGCGAGUGCAAGAUGCUGGUUAAAUGUCUUGAAGAUUAA